This is a messenger RNA of Penicillium griseofulvum, 579 nucleotides long. RefSeq names its product helix-turn-helix domain-containing protein. The record is from RefSeq and is a predicted model, not a curated record. The transcript has a single exon. Lineage: Eukaryota; Fungi; Ascomycota; Eurotiomycetes; Eurotiales; Aspergillaceae. Bases 1 to 579 code for a protein of 192 amino acids.
AUGGGGCCCGAGGGGCUCGAGAAGCCCGAGAUCCCAGACAAACCCGAGAAAAGAUCUCGUCGACGUGGGGCCGAACUCGACCCAUUCCUUCGUACCCGGCUCUGCGUGCUCAGAACCACAGCCAAAUGGACCUACAAACAGAUCCAGAAUGAAUACCCGCAUAUCCCACUCUCAACCAUCAAAUCAACCAUUCUCCGAGAGAGCAAUCGGGUCAAUAAUCAUUCACAAGCUCGCUCCGGUCGACCAUCAAAACUGAAGGACGAAGAUCGAGCCCGGAUCCGCGAGGCUUUUCGUGCGAAUCCCCAAAUUACAUACGAUGAAUUGCUUGUGAUAGUCGAUUAUAAAGUUGGCAAGGAAUCACUUCGUCGGUUCUUGAAUGAUGACGGUUUAAGGAAAACACAGACCCCUGCUCGGUCUUCCUUGGCUGGGAAAGCAUCUACCAAACAACUUGAUGGGAUACAACCUGUUCAGUCAUAUGACACACCUCCCGCUGGCUGGGCUGGUGAAUUCGGGUCUGAUUUAGCACCCAGCGAAUCAGGUCCAGCAUCUGCUACUGCGAGUCAAAUCGUCGGAAAUUAG